This is a messenger RNA of Actinia tenebrosa (Australian red waratah sea anemone), 4029 nucleotides long. RefSeq lists its product as uncharacterized. The record is from RefSeq and is a predicted model, not a curated record. Lineage: Eukaryota; Metazoa; Cnidaria; Anthozoa; Actiniaria; Actiniidae. Gene Ontology annotation, molecular function: protein binding. Gene Ontology annotation, biological process: centrosome cycle.
UUCAAUGUUCGAACUUUGUUGAGAAGAUCAAGAGAUCAGUUGACAGUCUACAUGCUUUGGAAAAAAUACCUUUUGAUUUAAGAAUUCAAGGCAUCAGAAAAUCCUUUUUUUUAGGUAGAAAGAGCGUAAGAUUUGACCGUGRAUGGAGAUGAUGGAACAUUCGAUGGACGGUAGUCUUCGGCACCGUAGCAACCAAAAACGUUUAGGAAUGAGCUUUGACGCUACUUCUGAUGUAUUAYCUACGAAAGCUAAUAAGCUAUCUCAAAUGAAUCCUUAUGAGAGAAAUAGUUUGCUGGAUAUUUCACGCAGACCUAGAAACGGCUUUUCGAAAAGUCUCGGGAAUUUGAGUAUGUUGGAUUCGCCCCUUGGAAAUCAGAAAAGAACUGUUAUGUUUGAGGAAGAUCUUCGAGCGCACGCUGAAAUGCUUGAACGAGCGAGGUCGAGGUUUCGUGAACUCGAGCUGAAAUACCCCGAGGUAUUCCGUAAUUCUCCUAGCACUGCAUCUAUGUCUUCCUUAAAUAUGUGGCGAGGAUCAGGGACGGUUAAACAACCUUCUAUUGAACUGACUAUUGAUCAGUCGAUGUUUGAAAAUCAGAGCCAAGAGCUCGAGGUCGGAGAGAACGAUGGACUUGGCGAUCUGUCAGAUGUACCGGUGUAUCGUAAACUCAGUUCUGGAGCUCAAAGAAGAAAGGCUCCGCUUCUCUCCUCUUCUAUGAGAUCUCAUCACCUUGAAGACAGCUGUGAUAGUGCAUUCGACGAAAUAGAUAGGGAAUCUAAUCAUUCGCGGACCUCGCAUGAACGAAGCCCUACAGCCUCCAACUCGCGAACGUCUUCACGUUUCUUGUAUCCAGGCGAUAGUUUAGAGUCUGAUAAAGACAGUGGAAUAUCGGCAGAUCAGCCUUUUAUUCCUACUCAAAAACCACCAAUAUAUCCUAAACGUGCAGGUUUUACAAUUUCCAAUCCUGGGAAUAUUAGAGGAACUAAGUCUUUGAGCUUAUCACAACCAUCUCUGGCUUGUAAGAAUGAAAGCGAGCCGGGAAAAAGGGUCGAUCGACAGGGGAUUCUAAAGUCAACAGCAUUUAGAAAUCAAGGUAUUCGAAGUGAAAGUCUCGAAGCAGAAUUCCCUCUAGACGACGUCAAAUAUCAAGCCCGAAAAAACCGCUUACAAGCAUUAAGAACAGGUUCUGAUGUCUACCGGCGAAGUGUAGAAAGCUUAGAUGACAUUGAAUCUGAUGCUGAUACAGUCUACAGCAUAAGAAGUGAAAUCAUAGUAAGACCAAAACUCUCUGCUCGUCAGCUGUACCUUAGUACAUAUGGCCUUGAUAGAAUCAACGAYGAAAAUGAUUGCAACAAAAAUAGACUAUGUAAAAGCCGAAGCUUACCAAAUCUUGGGUUUUCACAGUCAUUACAUGAUGAUACACCUGGCUUCAACAGUGGGGGUCUAGUGUGUGAUAAUCCGAAGAAACGAAAGAAGCGAAUUCUACAAAGAUUUGGUCGAAGGUCAGGACUUUAUGUAGUCAAUGAUGUACCCACAACUGACAAACCUAGACUUCCUUUUGCAUCGUCCAGCUCAAGGAAGAAGAGAAGGUUGAAGCUUAAGAAAGCAGCAUCGCUCGAGCCAUCUCAUAUUAAUGAAUCAACCAAGGUGUGGUUUGAUCACACAACUGCUGUCAGUAGGCCAUCAAAUGGACACGUCUUGGGCCGUAUUAUCACCAUGCGUGAAGACAUAGGGAUGGCUUACGAGAUUGAAUUACAGCGACCAAAUAAUGGUCUUUUUGGAUUCUUCAUUCAAAAGGGCUAUAAACACUUUCGAAGGGGGAUCUUCAUAAGUAGAAUUAUGGAUUCAAAGGGUGCCAAAUUUCUGGCCGGUCUUCUUAAUCCAGGUGACGARGUGAUAGAGAUCAACCACCAAAACACAAAAACUAAGACUAUUGCAGAGGUACACAAUAUAAUGGCUAACUCUGAUAAGUUGACAUUGACGAUUCUUCCUUAUAUUGGCCGCAAAGACUGGUAAACACUACAAGAUGAUCUACACUUAAAGGUGCAAGUUAAAUCACAAUGCAUGGCCCGCCGAUUACUAGCAUUUGGAGAUAGCAUGGCCAUUUUGAAUCGAAAGGUUUAUAGCUUCCUAGCAUUUUGAAUUUCAAAAUGAAUUUCAAGCUAGUUGUUACCAGUGGUGUCAGGGCUGAAAUGUCGUUGAGUAAUCCCACAAAAUUUACACGACAGUUAAACUAUUUUAAACAUUGCUAAAAAAGACUGGUUUCAUUCACAUUCAUAUUUUGAACGAGCUCUACGCUCUUGGACAACACAUGAUUAAAUAAACUAUUAUUAUUAUUAUUUCAUAUUUUAUUUAUAUAGCUAGCUGGAGACUGUGGAUUCAAAAAUAUUAUGGAAAUAUUUUCCUUCUAAGCUUGACUUGAAAUAUUUCAUUGCCUCUCAGUUAAAAAAAUGCUAUCCCUUUUACUCUGUUGCUUAAACUAUAAUAUUAAUAUAAUCUGCCAUCACUCCAUAAAUAGUUAGUUUUCGUGUGCAUGUAAAAAGUCAUUUUGAUUUUUAGUUKUAGCUUUUAUAAAGUUGGUGUUAAGGUGAUAAUUUAAAAAUAUCCAAAUCACAUAAUUAAUAUCAAAACUAUAGCUUGAUUGUAUUUAUAUAAAGGUCAAUUAAUUUACAUAUAUUUAUUUAUUAUGGUAGUUUUGGAUCUGAAAAUUAAUAGACAAGCUAUAGAGUUGAUAGGUUAAUAUUUGGUGAUGUUACAUUUUGUAUUUGGCUUCUCUAAAACAUCCAUACUCUUGCAUAAUUCAAUAAUACGGAAAGGCGGAGUUCACUCGUGCACAACUUUUUCCCGCCAAGACUCAGUAGUAAACGCAGUCAGUGACAAAAGUAUGGGUAAAGUGCGAGCUUCUCGUGUGCUUUCAGAAGUGCAAUACUGCUGAACAAAGCAUGAAACAAGUGAAUAAAUUAUAUAAAACAAAUGCAAAGUAUGCCAGUUAUUUUAUGAAGCUAUAUGUGUGUAUUGCUUUUAUCGCAGUUGAAUUUAAUAUACCUGAAACGUGUAACUACACAUUAUAUUAGAUAAAAUGGUAACUUUGUACAAAUUUUUUGAUUGAGUUAGACUUGUUGAAAAAUUAUAUAUCAAUAUAAUUAUAUCRUCCAAAAUAUUAAUGCUAAUUAAUAAUUCAAUGAAGGCCUUAAUUAAUUAACGCCUAUAGCAAUUUCUUGAAUUAUCAAAAUUUCACCAAUAAUCAUGGUGCUAGUCAAUGACAUUUUGCACCUGAAUAUUGAUAUUGUAUGUCAAGACGUUUCAUAUUGAACAGCAACUACUGAAAACUCAGAAAAAUAAAUUUUUAUAUUUUUSAUUAAAUGAAUAUUAUAAUCUAUAAUAAUUAUUUCUUCAUAGUUAAAUAUUAUAGCUGUACACUUUAUUUCAUUAGGUAAGAUUUUUUGGUUACUAAUAUUUUAGUGAAAGUAUGACUUGCAUUAUAUUUAAUACUGAAUGUGCUAUCCAGAAUUUUUUUCCCCGUACCAUUGCUUUUCCUGACUCUUUUGACCUUUAUAAACUUCAAGAUGAACAGUUUUUUGGCCCUUCCACCCAUACACUAUGAUUUCAAGUAAUAUAUAACACAGACUUUUGGAAAUUUGAUGAAAGCAAAAAUAAGAGAAAAUGCACAGCAUCUCAGUCUGCAACUUGAAUUUUCUAGGUCAAAAAACAUGAAAAGCAUAUUUAAUCUUAAUUUUAUAUUGGCAUUGGUACACUAAUAUUUAGAACUGACAAAUAAUCAGUUGUUAAAUAUUCCAUCWUACAGUUGCAUUCAGUGAACACGAAUAAUAGUUCUCAGCCAAGGCAGGAGUUGCUGAGCAUGAUAAACUAUAGUUUUGCUAUGYGCUGCAUUUCCAACYUGGAGRUGAAACUAUUAUGUGUAUUUGUAGUCACUGAACGCAACUGUUAAAUGGAGGAUUAUCUUCUUCCCUUCAAACAUAGGUUAUUUAUUCCCCAUUCUGUUAUUAAAGCUUUUAUUUUGAUUCUCUAAA